GGCCGGGCGGCACCAUGGCGGCUGCUGCUGCGGCGGCGGCUUCUCCCGAGGCGCCGGCCGUCACGGGCACGGCCGAACCCGAGACGGGAGACGAGGACAGCCGCGAGGUCCGAGUGCUGCAGAGCCUGCGCGGCAGGAUCUAUGAAGCAAAAAAUUUAUUGCCAUAUCUUGGACCCAACAAAAUGAGAGAUUGUUUCUGCACUAUAAAUUUGGACCAAGAAGAAGUUUAUCGUACCCAGGUUGUUGAAAAGUCUUUAAGACCAUAUUUCAGUGAAGAAUUUUACUUUGAAAUUCCAAGAACUUUCCAGUAUUUGUCAUUUUAUGUUUAUGAUAAGAAUGUUUUACAAAGAGAUCUUCGUAUAGGAAAAGUAGCCAUCAAAAAAGAAGACUUGUGUAAUCAUAGUGGUAAAGAAACUUGGUUUUCACUGCAGCCUGUUGACUCGAACUCAGAAGUUCAGGGAAAAGUUCACCUUGAAUUAAAACUGAAUGAACUGAUAACAGAGAACGGAACAGUGUGCCAGCAACUUGUUGUACACAUCAAGGCAUGCCAUGGAUUGCCCCUCAUAAAUGGACAAAGUUGUGAUCCUUAUGCAACAGUUUCCCUAAUUGGACCUUCUAGGAAUGACCAAAAGAAGACAAAAGUAAAGAAGAAAACAAGCAAUCCGCAGUUUAAUGAAAUCUUUUAUUUUGAGGUAACCAGAUCCAGUAGUUAUACCAGGAAGUCCCAGUUCCAAGUAGAAGAAGAGGACAUUGAAAAAUUGGAAAUCAGGAUUGAUUUGUGGAAUAAUGAAAACCUAGUCCAAGAUGUUUUCCUGGGUGAAAUUAAAGUUCCUGUGAGUGUGUUAAGGAACGAUUCCUCUCAUCAAGCCUGGUACUUGCUACAACCAAGAGACAAUGGAAACAAGUCAUCUAAAACCGAUGACCUGGGAUCUCUUCGAUUAACUCUGUGUUAUACAGAAGACUAUGUGCUUCCAUCAGAAUACUAUGAUCCCUUGAAAACUCUGCUGCUAAAAUCUCCAGAUGUUCAGCCAGUAUCUGCCUCAGCUGCUUAUAUUUUGGGUGAAAUAUGUCAAGAUCAAAAGGAUGCUGUUUUGCCUCUUGUUCGACUAUUGCUGCAUCACAAUAAACUGGUUCCUUUUAUCACUGCGGUGGCUGAACUGGACUUGAAGGAUACCCAAGAUGCAAGCACAAUUUUUAGAGGAAAUUCCCUGGCAACUCGGUGUCUGGAUGAGAUGAUGAAAAUCGUGGGAGGGCACUACUUGAAAGUCACAUUAAAGCCCGUUCUAGACGAGAUAUGUGAAUCCUCGAAAUCCUGUGAAAUAGAUCCUGUUAAGUUGAAAGAGGGAGAUAAUGUAGAAAAUAAUAAGGAGAAUCUGCACUACUAUGUGGACAAAGUAUUCAAUACAAUUGUAGGAUCAAGUGUGAGCUGCCCCACUGUGAUGUGUGAUAUCUUUUAUUCUCUGAGGCAAAUGGCUACUAAGAGAUUUCCUAAUAACCCUCAUGUUGAGUACUCUGCAGUGACCAGCUUUGUGUUUCUUCGUUUCUUUGCUGUAGCGAUACUGUCACCUCAUACUUUUCAUUUGCGACCUCAUUAUCCAGAUACACAGACAAUUAGAACAUUAACUCUCAUCUCAAAAACCAUACAGACUUUGGGAAACUGGGAAAGUCUAUCCAGAAGAAAGUCUCGUUCCAAAAAGUCAGUUAUGUGUGAAUUUCUCAAAAUGUUUCAAGAGGAAAGAUACUUUACAGACGUGAAAAAGUUCUUGGAUGAAAUUUCAUCUACAGAAACUAAGGAAUCCAGCGGUACGAGCGAGCCUGUGCACCUGAAAGAAGGUGAAAUGUAUAAAAGAGCUCAAGGAAGAACCCGUAUUGGAAAAAAGAAUUUCAAGAAACGAUGGUUCUGCUUGACAAGCAGAGAGCUCACCUACCACAAACAGCCAGGCAAAGAUGCAAUUUACACUGUUCCAGUAAAAAACAUUCUUGCUGUGGAAAAACUGGAAGAAAGCUCUUUCAACAAGAAAAAUAUGUUCCAAGUGAUACAUACAGAGAAGACACUCUACGUCCAAGCAAAUAACUGUGUGGAAGCUAAUGAGUGGAUCGAUGUGCUGUGCAGGGUGAGCAGAUGCAACCACAACAGGCUCAGCUCUUUUCAUCCGUCCGCUUAUCUCAAUGGGAACUGGCUCUGCUGCCAGGAGACCGGUGAAAGUACACCAGGCUGCAAGCCAUGUACUGCAGGUAUUCCUGCAGACAUCCAGAUAGAUAUUGAUGAAGACAGAGAAGCAGAAAGAAUUUAUUCCCUUUUUACCCUCAGUUUACUUAAGCUGCAGAAGAUGGAAGAGGCUUGCGGGACUAUAGCAGUCUAUCAAGGGCCACAGAAAGAGCCUGAUUAUUCCAACUUCACAAUUGAAGAUUCUGUUACAACCUUUAAGACAAUUCAACAAAUAAAAAGCAUCAUAGAGAAGCUAGAUGAGCCUCAUGAGAAAUACAGAAAGAAAAGAUCAAGUAGUGCAAAAUACGGAAGCAAGGAAAAUCCAAUUGUUGGGAAAAUAUCAUAGUUUGAUCAACUGAUGGAGAACUGGAAAAUAUUCCUUUUCAUGAAGUUUUUAAUUCACCCAAUUUUGUUCAUACUAUGUAAGAGCAGACAUUGGCUUUGAUGACACCUGCUUUCACAAUGUAUUUAAUAUUUAAUGGUUGAAAUGAACUGUUUGGGAAUUCUGAUAUCCAUGAUUUUAUUACUAGAGAAUUUGAAACCCAAGAUUUCCUUCAAAUCCAUAUCAUUGCAGCUUCUUUUGAUGGAAAGAAUCUUUCUAAGGAAGGUUCCUAAGAAGCUUUUGAUAAAGGGAGCACGUCAUAGUAAGAAGCCAACUCUACUUGUAGCUCUCUAUUGUGUGGACUCAUUUUCACUACCGUUAGUGCCUGCUCUGUACUGCCAACAUUGUCUUUUACUAGAAAAUCCCAGUUCAUUGUCAGUUCUGAACUUUCAUUGAGUUCAUCUGGACCCUCCGUCUCUAAAAAGGAAAAAGAAGAAAAAACAAAAGCUUUUUUCCUUUGUUGUGCUAGCCGUUACAGGUUAUGGAGACCGAGACGAAGACCUCAGAACACCCUUGAUGUUGGUGGGUGUUUUGUCUGGUCACAGGUGUAAGAGUGCUCAGAUAGAUAUCAGGGAAUAUGUGCUCCUGUGUGCACCGUGUUUACAUUUGAAAUGAGUGAUGGCAGACGAAAUAAAAUGAGACCACUAAAAUGUUUUUCAUUGUUUUAAAUAUCAGGUACUCAUAUUCUUAAUUUGAGAAUUAGUUUAACAUUGCUCCUGAAGGCUUCUCUUCCCAACCAGAAGAGAAUAGUGAAGGUGGUGAGAAAUCACUUGACCUUGCCUGCUGUUCAUGUCGUAAUAAGGGCGUGUAAAGAUGCCCUCCAUAUAGUGUUAGGUCCUGCUCUAACUCGAGAACUGUCACUUGGCGCACUUUAAUAAUCUGGCACAUUCCAGAUUGUAGUUUAGAUACUCCAUGGUAUCUAUCUUUUAUGAUCAGUUAAAUGAUCAGUGUUUAAGCCUAGAACAAUGCUUUUCUGAAAAUGUUUAUAUUUUAUUGCUGUUUCCUUAUUGCCUGCUAACCAAAUGGAAUUAGGUUCAGCAGCUACUUGGGUCCUGAAAAUAGUAACAAUAAAUAAGCAGUUGAAGCAAGUGCCACCCUGGAGAGGAGUGAUGCGCUUGGCUUCAUCAGUAUUAAAACCAUGGUACUUACUUGUCUUUUUUUAAUUCAGAACAUUUUCUAAGUGUGGUACUUUAAACCUUGGGGUAUUUACAUAUGUUCCUGUUGAAAUGUGACUUGUUGGUGUAAGUCUUACUAGCUGUGAUUUUCUAUUUCGUUGAGCUUAAGCUGUAAUUCAGAAUAUAUUUGCCAAUUAUGUUGUUGCUAGGUAAUUGUUUUUACAUUGUUAUUAGGUAAUUAUUUUUAAAGAUUUUUAACACAGAGUUGUCCCAUAAAAAAUCAUGAUUGAAAAAUGUAUUUUUCUAAAUGACUUUUGUUGUUGGUUGUUUUUACUCUUUGCUCUUUUGAGCGGCCUGCCAUCCAGCUCCCAAAUUAAUCACAUGGAGAUUUAUUAUUACUUACAAAUGCCCAGCCUUAGCUUAUUUCUGUUCAGCUUUCUUUUACUUAAAUUAUCCCCUCAACCUUUUGCCUCUAGGCUUUUUCCUUCUUAUUUUUGUAAUCUUACCUUCACUUUUACUCCGUGGCUGACAGGGUGGCUAGCCCCUUCUUUUCUCUCUCCUGAUCUCUCUUGCUUCCCGAAUUCCUCUUUUCUCCUAUUUAUUCUCUCUGCCUACAAGCCCCACCUAUCCUUUGUCCUGCCUUGCUAUUGGCCAUUUAGCUCUUUGUUAGGCCAAUCAGGUGUUUUAGACAGGCAAAGUAACACAGCUUCACAGAGGUAAACAAAUGCAACAUAAAAGAAUGUGACGUAUCUUUGCAUUAUUAAAUGUUUUACAGCAUAAACAAAGGUAACACAUCUUAAAGUAAUGUUCUAUAACAGACUUUUAAGAGUUAGCACAGGCCGGCCUGAACUGCGCUUGAGUCCUUUAAAUCUGACAGAGUAGGAGAUCCCAUUAACUGUACUGUGUUGUAGAUGUUUUUAAAAAGCCAUUUUAAUACAUUUCUCAUGAACUUCGUAUUAAAAUUCCUACUUCUCCGAAAUGUCUACCUAAAAAGGACAUGAGGUCCAGAUAAGAGAGAUCAAGGCUCUUUCGUGGUUUUCAGUCUUCUGUUGGUUGUUUCGUUUGGGUUUUUCUCCUCCCAAGAGGAACUAUUUCCUAACAAUUUCUUGUUGUUUUGAGACAAGGUCUCACUACAUAUCCCUGGCUAGCCUAGAACUCAGAGAUCCACCUGCCUCUGCCUCCACUUCCUAAGUCCUGGAAUUAAAGGCAUGUUUAUCACAUCCAACACCCCUAACAUUUCUAAUAUCAAACUCCAAUCAUAAAUAUGUUUAAAGAUCAUAGGAUUAAAAGGGCCAAAGCUGUGUACAUGUAUAAUUCUUGAGAGCUCAGUCUCCUAGUUCUAUUAUUGACGUGACCCUUUAAACAGCCAAAUUGACUAGAAUUAAUUAGAUAGCUUGACACAAUGUAAAAAAAGAAAUAUAUAACUAAUUUUCCUUAGAUUAAGUCUUUUCCAGUCAGAAGUGAUGUCCACGGGACCUUUUGGACAAUCAAGGCUCUUCUAAGAACCUUCUCCUUUGCUGUGCUCUUGAGUACUUUUGAGUCUUAACUCUAUGAUCUCCUUUCUCUGCCUUUUACAAAGAGCAUUUGGGAAAAAAAAAUAUAUGGCAGCUUGCCUCUCCCUAAAACCUGGAAACCCCAGAAAGGACAGAAGAAGAUGACAGGGGGACUCUAACCCUCCUAUCACAGGUGCUCACUAGCUGUGAGCUUCGUGGAGCUGUGUUCAUCCACUCAGAGUGGGGUAAUCUAUUCUAUGUUUUCUUUCGCUUUGUUUUAAAUCACCAUCUGAUAAGACAGUGGACAGUAGCAAAGGUUUUAAUCAAAUCAAACUGUUUUGUUUACCAAAGAAACAUGUUUUUAAUGUCACGGGUAACAGUGAAGAGUCAAAACUGGGCUUUUGUUUUACCAACAGGAAACAUCACAUGACUGGUGACUGUGGCUUUUGUUUGUGUUUCCAAGGCCUGGUUUCAUUCUUCUACUGGAAAAGCUCAUUUAAGCCAUGUGUUAAAAAAAAAAA
Molecule: messenger RNA, 5720 nt
Organism: Arvicola amphibius (Eurasian water vole)
Lineage: Eukaryota; Metazoa; Chordata; Mammalia; Rodentia; Cricetidae
Gene: Rasa2
Product: RAS p21 protein activator 2
Exons: 24
Coding region: 15-2555 (846 amino acids)
Biological process (GO): regulation of GTPase activity; negative regulation of Ras protein signal transduction; intracellular signal transduction
Molecular function (GO): GTPase activator activity; phospholipid binding
Source: RefSeq, a predicted model, not a curated record